AUGGAUGUUGGUGGAUUAUUUGUAACCUGGGUGAAUAUUCUCAAAAGUCUCAAGCACGCAAACGUCGGCUCCAUCGUUGUCUCCAUCAUUUGCAUCUCCAUUCUCGUCCCAAUCAAGUGGGCUUCGAGAAAAUACAAAGAGAAGCUGCGCGGAUUCCCCAUUCCCGGGGAGCUCCUUCUGAUUGUCAUUUUCGCCAUUUCGCAAACAUUCGCGCCCGAGUGGGGAAGUUUAGGCAAAAUACCCGAAGUAGGUGAAAUACCGAAAGGACUGCCGGUGCCUGUGCUUCCCGAUGUCACACUGUGGUCGAAAAUGAUUGCCGAAGUAAUUCCGAUCUCUGUCGUGGCCUACUCGACAAACCUUUCUCUGGGCAAACUCUUCGCAUUCAAGAACAACUACCAAAUCGACGCGAUGCAAGAAGCUCUGGCCAUCGGCAUCGCGAAUAUUUGCUCUGCGUUCUUUUCAUCAAUUCCAGGUGCGGCAUCCCUCUCGCGCUCGUCAUUACAAGAGGCUUCUGGAGGAAGAACUCAGCUCGCUGGCAUCAUGUCAUGUAUCGUUAUCUUAAUAUUUCUCCUCGUCGCUGGCCCGUACUUCUCGGUGAUUCCCAAAGCACUUUUGGCGAGUGUGAUCGCUGUUAAUCUGCGAGGCAUGUUCAUCCAGUUCCACGCGUUGCCGGAACUCUGGAAGUUUUCAAAAGUCGACUUUGGCGUUUGGGUGGGCUCCUUCAUAUCCGUUCUCGUAUUUGGAAUCGAUCUUGGUCUUGGUUUAGCUAUCCUUAUUCUUUUACUCUCGGUGGUGGUGCGCAAAACCGACGUUGUUGUUGCCGAACUCGGCACGACGCCAGAAGGAGAUAUUUUUAGAGAAACAGAGCAGUACGAGUCGUUGAAUGUUUCUGAGUACCCGAUCUAUAAAUUGCCUGGUUCACUCGAUUUCGCUUCAGCUGAGAAAGUUCUCGUUGCGCUUCCCAGACGCGGCCAGAUGCUGUUGGACUUUUCGGAGGUGUCUUACAUCGAUUGUGUUGGCCGGAACACGCUCGAAGCCGUCAUAAAACAUAUUGACUUCGUUGGCUUCUGCUGUGUCAGUGAGAAAACAAUGAAUCUGCUCAAUAUCUCUGGCAUCUCUGAAGAGGUCAAUGUUGGCAUAUACCCGACGCUGUUGGAUGGAUUAGCGAUGCUCAAAGAAAAGAACGAGCUCACUACUUCUUCCGAUCUUUCUCGCGAAAGCGACGAUUCAAAACUCUAG
This is a messenger RNA of Oikopleura dioica, 1239 nucleotides long. The record is from the annotation of a GenBank genome assembly. NCBI's taxonomy places the organism in Eukaryota, Metazoa, Chordata, Appendicularia, Copelata, Oikopleuridae.